Molecule: messenger RNA, 387 nt
Organism: Thyridium curvatum
Lineage: Eukaryota; Fungi; Ascomycota; Sordariomycetes; Thyridiales; Thyridiaceae
Exons: 3
Coding region: 1-387 (128 amino acids)
Source: RefSeq, a predicted model, not a curated record
AUGUUGCCAACACUGGUGCGGAGGCUGGCGGCAGCUCCGAAGCCGAAAUUGACCAUCCAGAACAACCCCUACAAGACCAAGAAGGUGUGGCCGCCAGACUUUUCCAAGCUGUCGCCGCAUGAGCAGUUCAAGUUUGAGAAGCGGUACAAGAGGAGGGUCAAGCUUGCAUCGGCUCGCCCAAAGUGGAACAAGAUCAUACAACUCACGCAACUCUUCAGCAUCACAUUUGUUGUCAUCUACAGCGUCCUAUUUAUGGACUGGAAGGGAGAAAGUCAACCUUUCGAAGGGGUGCGGAGGAGAUUCUGGGAGACGAUGGGGUCCUUUUCACCCUCCGAGCGGUUCGAAAGACGGAAGGACAUAGACCAUCCCUCGACCACGACGAAAUAA